CGUAGCCCAACCGUCGAAGCCAAAUAUUUUAAACAACGUUUCAAUCCACACUUGAGAAAACAUUUUUGAAAGAACGACCCUAUUUAUUUAUCAAAAUUAAAGUUACGAAGUCUUCAUUUUUGUCCCGGUCAUGCUGUUGACCACUGAACGGGCCGUUAAAUAAAGUGCCAACUUUCCAUUCUGAGCGGCACUACGACCCAGGGAGCGCCGCAGCGAGGCGGGCAGCUCUCUCCGUGAGACAAGCAGUAAAAAUAGUCCGCCUGCUUUCAACACCAGCGAGGUCAGGAGGACUCGGGACCAGACCGCCUCUACGGGUGAAACCUUAUCAAUAAUCAAUAACAAUAUCAAUGGAAUGCAAGGAAAAAACGAAAUUAUAAAAUAAUAUAUAUGGGUAUAGAGAUUUGACCUAUAGGGCAGCCAGUGCUCGGCUGUGAUUGGACGCAGUUGUCAGAAUAUUGUAGCAGUGUCCUUGAUGAGCCAGUUGAGGCGUGCAGAGUGAGGGGUUGUGAGGACAUAGGAUACAGACGAUGGCUAGUUUAAAAUGUUUUAAACUGUUGUAAAAUGGAGACUUUAAAAUGGAGAGAUGUAUAUUUAAAGCAAAGGACACAAGUGACCUCGGAUUUGAGUUGCCGACCAAGAGGAAAAUGAGAUUGCUCUUUAAUCGUCUGUAGCAUUUUUGUGCUGAUAUAUUUUAUUGUGUUUAUUUAUAUAUUUUUCUAUUUAUUUCUUGUUAUGUUUUUAUGUUAUCUUCUAUGUAACUUAUUAUAUUCUUUAAUAUCUUUUGUAUGUUAACACUUUUACUUUUUAAACUGUGUAUCUAGAUAUGUUUAACGUUUUCUCUUUUGAAUUUCUAUUAUUGUCCUGGGAUUAAGUAAAGUACCACUUAACCUUAUUUUAUUAAUUUGUUCUUCUGCUUUAGAAGUAAGGCACCCGGUGAGGGUAAGCUCGGACGCAGCGCACCCCCCCCCCCCCCCCCCCAGCCAUUCAGGAUGCUCCAGCUUUGUCAGGUGACCAGGGCCUUACUCAUCAGCAACGCGCGCUCGGCCUGCAGCACCGAGCUCGUCCAGCAGGAGGCGGUGACGCUGUGCAUCAACGUGUCCAGGCAGCAGCCGUUCCCCGCGGCCGACCACGUGGCCAUGUUGCGCAUCCCGGUGUACGACGACCCCAACGAGGACCUCUACUGCCACUUCGACCGCUGCGCUGACGCCAUCCAGAGCGAGGCGGAGCAUGGCGGCCGCACCGUCGUCUACUGCAAGAACGGACGCAGUCGCUCUGCUACCGUGUGUGUGGCAUACCUCUUGAAGCACAGGAAGCUCUCGCUCGGUGACGCCCUGCAGAAAGUGAAGACAGCUCGCCACGUCAUCGACCCCAACCCCGGCUUCAUGGCCCAGCUGGAGCGAUACGAGCAGGAGCUCAGAACCAGGCGAGGGGGGGCAGACUGAGGCUGGGCCGCUAGGAUCUCUAGCGAACACUGGCGCUGGUACCACCGUGCUCAAGUUCAACUUUCAUCGUUCUCGCUUAUUUUUUUACAUUUUUUAUUUUUUUGUUCUUUCUUGGAACUCAACCGGCUCAACCAUUUGUUCAUGUUAAAAUGAUGUCUUGUACUUAGGUUUAUUUAAGCCUACCCUGGCACAUUUACUGACAGUUACUUUUUCUACCAUGGGACAAUACUGUUCUCAACUGGUUCAACUACAACUCCCACAAUUCCAUUCUUCAAUCAACGUAGCAACGGUGCCGACAAUGGGCUCGCUCUGUAGUGCUCAAGCCAUCGAGCAUGUAGCUUUAGUGGCUAGCACAUGGUCUUGUUCUGUUGGAUAGGUCUCUUUGCUUUCCGUCUCUGAGGCCUGAGGCACCACUUUUGUUGACCUUCUGCUCAAUUUGACAUUUUUGCUGUGUAAGCAGAACUGCUGCAGUAUCUGUUACAAAGUCUCCGCAGACAAUGGAAACCUGACCGCAGUCAAGUGCCGUUACGGAUCAGUCUCAACGGAUUCAAAGGCCUUAUGUUUUUUUUACCUUUCCUCCCAACUAUGAUUUUAAAUAUAUAUGACAAUUUCAAAUUCAAUCUUGCACAUUAACAUAACUGUGUAUAGCUGUGAGCUGUAGGCUAACCACAGGCUCCACAGUUCCCUCUCUUACCACUAGGUGGAGGCAGGAUGUCCUUAUCCAGAUCCUACUGUGCUCUGAUAAAAAUUCUGCAUGCAUUUAAUAACCGGCAAUCAUUUUGAGAAUCAAUGAAGGAAUUUCGUGCGCAUUUAGGCGCAUUUGUGUAGACAUGGGGAAACACUGGCUUGUUUGUGCCAGUAAAGGUCUCCCUCUUCCUCCGCGUCCAGAGGAGGUCUCCGUACUGGCUCAAACACUGGCUUGUUUGAGCCAAAGAGCGUCACGAACUGGCGCAGACUAAAAUGCCUCUGGACGCCGUUGGAUAUGCCCUUAAACAAUCACAGCAACUAAAAAAGCACCUUUCCUCUCAACUAAAUCUGCCGUCAUUUCCCCUUCUUGAAGCGAAAACAUACCAUCAAGUCUCGAUUGCGUUAUCAACAAGCCGUUCUACAUCAGCGGCAGCCGUCUCGUGUUGGGCGGACAAUUUUUAUGUACGAGGGGAGAGCCAGAGCUUAUCUGCAAAGCAAAUUAAACAUGAACUUGCGAUAUUUUUCGGUUCCCAGGCUAGGUUGGGGCCAUAGACUAAAUAAAAUAAGUCAGCGUAAAAAAAUUAAAGAAUCAAAAUAAUAUAUAAAGUAAAUGUAGAAUAAUAACAGCGCCAUUUGCAAUAGUAGCUUAAUAAUACGCUGCAGAUGCGAUUCCCUUUUCAGGGAAUUAUAUAAAACUAGAAACAAGGAAAGGACAAGCAUUAAACAGCAGUAUAGAACGAUGCAAUUAAAAAACAAAAGGGCUAUGCUUAGACUAAAAGAUAUUGUGUAAAAGUAAGUGGCUGAAAAGUUUCAGCUAAAAAUUACUAAAUAUAAUCUUACGUCUUUAGUGUGUUACUUUAUGUUUUUGUAAUUAUAAGAUGUUCACUUUAAGUAAUUCAGAAAAUGAGGCAAAAAUACAUUUUUUUACGCAUAAGUCUUAAGAGCUACAGCAAAAAUGAUAGCGUCAGGUGUACGGCCAUUCACAUUGUAGCUGCUACAGUAUUACCACAAGAUGUCUUUAACUCAAUGAUGUGUAGUAGAUCAGUAAGGUUUAAAAUAGUCCAAGGCUAUCAUUAAAGAUUUUUAAUCUAUAGCUAACACACACACAUAAAGACAAAAGCACAAGCACGCAAACACAGGCGCACACACACACGCACGCACACAAACGUAUAAAUCACUGUAUUUUAGGAGUGUGCACACUCCUUUUGACAAACACAUGUGUUUGUUCUUCAGUCGUAUAGUUAGAGGCUAUGUCUGUGUUAGUAUAUCGACACAUUUUGAUUACAAAGAAGUAGUAUAUAAUUAGUUUCAGUAUUACUUGGUGAACUAAUUCGCUGUGUAUACAUUAGCGCUGUAUGUACUAACGAUAUCUCAGGUUUAACCUUCUCAUUGUGAAGUACUUCCAAAAUACUAGAAAAAACAGAGGGAAGAAAAACAGACUGAACAAAGACAUAGAUAGAACCACGUGUUGUGGUUAAAUGUUAAAACAUUUAAAAAGACUAAGAACUUUAAAACAAGCAAAACAUCAAAACAUCCAACUAGAGCAUCCAUACUUAUCAGGGAAGAUUAAUGUCUUAAGAUGUGUUGAAUUGCAUAGGAUAUUUGUGUAUACUUAAUCUAUGCUAGCCUAUUUUCACUGUGAGUCCAGUUAUAUUGAUCAAAGGUGGUUAAAUCCAGGGUUAAAAUGUGAAUGUUGUGAAGUCCUGUUUAACUGACCCGUGGAAUUCCCACCUUUGAUUUAGAACUGAACAUAUCUCCUGACUCAAGAGCCCAUACUUUGUAGGCCCUACGACUUUGCCAAUACCAGCAUUAUGCUAGCAGUCAGCUAGCCGUUAGCUAGCAGUAAGCAAGCAGUAAGCUUAUAAUAAGCUAACAAUAAGCUAACAAUAAGCUUUGAAAAUGUCUAUUUCAAAUGUUCUACUAUGCAAAUAAGCCAUUGCCAUUGUAGACACUGUGUAUUAAAACAUUUAAAUAAAGUAUUUGGAUGAUCACAACUUA
This is a messenger RNA of Gadus morhua (Atlantic cod), 4127 nucleotides long. RefSeq names its product dual specificity phosphatase 28 (gene dusp28). The record is from RefSeq and is a predicted model, not a curated record. The transcript has 2 exons. Gene Ontology annotation, cellular component: cytoplasm. Bases 990 to 1442 code for a protein of 150 amino acids. Gene Ontology annotation, molecular function: MAP kinase tyrosine/serine/threonine phosphatase activity. Gene Ontology annotation, biological process: protein dephosphorylation. Lineage: Eukaryota; Metazoa; Chordata; Actinopteri; Gadiformes; Gadidae.